Messenger RNA from Budorcas taxicolor (takin), 1059 nucleotides. It is a transcript of the gene INHBC, whose product is annotated as inhibin subunit beta C. Gene Ontology annotation, molecular function: cytokine activity; hormone activity; growth factor activity. Lineage: Eukaryota; Metazoa; Chordata; Mammalia; Artiodactyla; Bovidae. Bases 1 to 1059 code for a protein of 352 amino acids. Gene Ontology annotation, biological process: SMAD protein signal transduction; BMP signaling pathway. Gene Ontology annotation, cellular component: extracellular region. The transcript is spliced from 2 exons. The record is from RefSeq and is a predicted model, not a curated record.
AUGAUCUGCUCCUUGUUCCUUGCCUUCCUGGUCCUGCCUGCAGCCAUUGUGGCCACUCCCAGAGCUGACAGACAGUGCCCAGCAUGCGGGGAGCCUUCCUUGGACGUGGAGAGCCACCGGGAGCUGCUGCUUAACCUGGCCAAGAGGAGCAUCUUGGACAAGCUGCACCUCAGCCAGCGCCCCACUCUGGGCCGGCCUGUGUCCCGAGUUGCUCUGCGGGCUGCCCUGCAGCGCCUCCACGGGCCUCCACAGGGGGUGCUUCCGGAAGCCGAUGCGGGACAGGAGUAUGAGAUCAUCACCUUUGCUGAGACAGGCCUCUGCAACACCACCCAGACUCGUCUGGAUUUCCACUUCUCCUCUGACAGCUCAGCUGGUGGCUUGGAGGUCCAGCAGGCCAGCCUCAUGUUCUUUGUACAGCUCCCUCCCAGUACCACCUGCCCUCUGAAGGUGAGGGUCCUUGAGCUCAGCCCACGUGACACCAACCUCACUUCGGCCGCUCAGCACCUGCUGGAGGUAAACGACAGUGGCUGGCACCAGCUUCUCCUGGGGCCGGAAGCUCAGACUGCUUAUAGCCAGGGGCACCUGGCCCUGGAGCUGGCCCCCGAAGGACAGGUGGCCUGGAGCCCAGUCAUCCUGGCUGGGGCUGCACAUAGGCCCUUCGUGACAGCUCGGGUGAGAGUCGGGGGCAAGCACCGGCUUCGUCGUCGAGGCAUCGACUGCCAGGGCAGGUCCAGGAUGUGCUGUCGACAGGAGUUCUUCGUGGACUUCCGGGAGAUUGGAUGGCACGACUGGAUCAUCCAGCCUGAGGGCUAUGCGAUGAACUUCUGCACAGGGCAGUGCCCCCUGCACGUGGCAGGCAUGCCUGGCAUCGCCGCCUCCUUUUACACCUCGGUGCUCAAUCUUCUAAAGGUCAACACAGCUGCAGGCACCACCAGAGGGAGUUCAUGCUGUGUGCCCACCAUCCGGCGCCCCCUCUCUCUGCUCUACUAUGACAGGGACAGCAACAUUGUCAAGACUGACAUACCUGACAUGGUGGUAGAGGCCUGUGGAUGCAGUUAG